AUGAAAGCAGUAUUUAUCACAGGUACAGAUACUGAUGUUGGAAAGACAUUCGUAUCUGCGUUGUUGACAAAGGCUUGGGAUGCUAAUUAUUGGAAGCCCAUUCAAACAGGAUUGGAAUCGUGUCAAGGAGAUACUGAGACUGUGAAACAAUUGACUAAUUUCCCAGAAGAUCGAUUUGAAAGACCUCAAGUGGAACUCGAUAUUCCUUUAUCGCCAUGGAGGGCAGCCUUGAAAGAAAAUAAACCACAAAUAGAAGUUAGUGAAAUCAAGAUUCCGCCAAAGUACUUGAAUAGCUCAAAGCCAUUGAUCAUCGAAGGUGCAGGAGGGUUAUUUGUUCCAAUCAAUGAAACAGAGAUUACUACAGAUUUGAUUUUGCACCUUGAUAUUCCAGUUAUUUUAGUUGCUCGUAGUGGUUUGGGAACCAUCAAUCACACUUUGUUGAGUUUGGAACAUUUAAAGAAUCGUGGCAUAAAUAAAGUAUUUGUAGUCAUGAAUGGUCCAAUCAACAAAGAUAACGCUGAAGCAAUCGAAAAGUUUUCCAAAGGAAUUAAGAUUAUUGCCAAUAUCCCUCAUUCAAAGCCAAAUGACAUUGUUAGCCUCUUGAAAUACGUACCUAGUUUAGAUUCUAUAGAAAUAAUAAAUUGA
Candida tropicalis MYA-3404 is the source of this 645-nucleotide messenger RNA. RefSeq names its product dethiobiotin synthase. Gene Ontology annotation, biological process: biotin biosynthetic process. Gene Ontology annotation, molecular function: magnesium ion binding; ATP binding; dethiobiotin synthase activity. The record is from RefSeq and is a predicted model, not a curated record. NCBI's taxonomy places the organism in Eukaryota, Fungi, Ascomycota, Pichiomycetes, Serinales, Debaryomycetaceae. The transcript has a single exon. The coding region runs from base 1 to 645 and encodes 214 amino acids.